Messenger RNA from Microstroma glucosiphilum, 534 nucleotides. RefSeq lists its product as hypothetical. The coding region runs from base 222 to 434 and encodes 70 amino acids. Gene Ontology annotation, molecular function: proton-transporting ATPase activity, rotational mechanism. Gene Ontology annotation, cellular component: vacuolar proton-transporting V-type ATPase, V0 domain. Lineage: Eukaryota; Fungi; Basidiomycota; Exobasidiomycetes; Microstromatales; Microstromataceae. The transcript is spliced from 3 exons. Gene Ontology annotation, biological process: proton transmembrane transport; vacuolar acidification. The record is from RefSeq and is a predicted model, not a curated record.
CUCUUGCCAUCCUUGCGCUUUGCCCAUCGUUGCCUCACAGAGCACACACUGCCCUCGUCAUCCUCGAAAGCUACAAGGUCAGCGCCUGUUGAGCUCCUCUAGCUUAUAGCCCCGCCUCGCCUGCGUCUGGAACAAGUGGCGCAAGAGAACGCCCUCGAUCUCCAUCUUCCUCUCUUCACACUGCAUCAAAGCGGAUAUCUCCCGUCUCUUCACACAACAUAAUGUCGGGAUGGACAGUGAUCUGGGCUGGAGUGGCCGUGGGUGGAGCUAGCUUUGGUAGUUGGGGACUUGUGAGAAAGGGGGAGAACCAAGUUCUAAUCAGGACAUCUGUGAUCCUGACGAUGAUCUGCUGCUAUUUGAUGUGGUCCAUCAUCUACCUCGCACAACUACAUCCCCUCAUCAAGCCAAAGAGGGGUGAUCUACGUCCCGAGUAGAGUGGAAAGGGUAAAGGAGAGGAGGCGCAGAAGAUGGAGUACAAUCAGGGUCAGGCGAAUUACUUGGCCACUGGCAUCCCGUUCUGUGUUUCAUGUCCUG